CUCUUACCACGAGACUAUUCCAUCCACGAUCCCUGUCUCUCGGAGCUCGGCAGGACACAAUGCGGCUCCCUCCGCGAGCACUUUUUCAAGACUGAGGUGCCCAAUAAGUACCAAGUCAGCCUUAUCAUUGUUUCCCCCAUGCGCCGAACCAUCGAAACGGCCCUUCUUUCCUUCGGCAACUACGCCAAGGAGCACAACAUCCCCAUCAUCGCCAACGCUGGCUGGCAAGAGAACAGCGACAAGCCCUGCGACACGGGUUCAUCCAUCGAGGAACUUUCCAAAGAGUUCCCAGAGGUAGAUUUCUCAAGAGUCGACCAAGUCUGGCCGGAAAAGAACCGCAAUUCGGAAAAGGCCAAGAAGUAUUGGUACACCAAGGAGUCAAUCAUGCAAAGAGGAGAGGACGUGUUGAAGGAGAUUGAGGCCAAGGUGUGGCCUGAGAUGGAGGACGGCAAGGCUGUUGUCGCUGUCAGUCAUUCGGGGUUCCUGAGGGCGGGAGUGACGGGGUGGUGGUUCAACAAUGGCGAUUAUCGCAUCUUUGAGUUUGAGGAGAGGGAGGUCAAGGAGGGCAGGCCGACGUUGAAGCAGAUCACGGGCGUGAAAGGCGGUAUGGGGGAGAGUUUCGAGACACCGGCGGGUCUUGGCGGGGAUUUGCCCGAGGCUGCGGUUGGAGGGUUGAGUGUUGGGUUGCCGUAAGGGUGGAAGGGGCUAAGGUGCGAGUGGGAAGGGACGAUGAAAGAAUAGGUGAUUUCAAGUUUGAAUGCGGUUAUCUUGCAAAGUUCAGUUCUUUCCAUUGUGCAAUGCCUGCCGCCGGUCUUAGCAGCACACAGCUUUGACUUGGCUUCCACUUUUCAAUAAUUCCUCCCGUCUUC
Messenger RNA from Neurospora tetrasperma FGSC 2508, 869 nucleotides. RefSeq lists its product as uncharacterized. The coding region runs from base 139 to 693 and encodes 184 amino acids. NCBI's taxonomy places the organism in Eukaryota, Fungi, Ascomycota, Sordariomycetes, Sordariales, Sordariaceae. The record is from RefSeq and is a predicted model, not a curated record. The transcript has a single exon.